UCUAUCAAUCUGAGCACGAGUGCGAGCUUUCUCCUGUCGGGAUUCAUGGACACAGCGGCGGGAAUCUCUUGACACCCUCUCGCGCACUUUAACGUUUAUUAUCUGAUGAAGAGCGUAAUAUCAGAAUCACCUGCGCGCGUGAACAGGCGCUUCACCUUCAUGGCCUCUUCGGUUCAAGCGGUUCUGCUGUCGCUUCUUCUGGUGUCCGGCAUAACGCCGGGUUCGUCUCAAAAGCCUCUCUGGCCGCAACAGCAUGUGCCGGUGGUUUGGCCCCAGCAGACAGAGGAACUGGCGGCGCCUCACUUCCUUCACCCCCCUCAGCUUCAGGUGACGUCCUCCUGCGGUCCAGAGUGCCACAGACGAGCUCCUACACCCAGCUACUGGGACCUGCGGCACUUCUUAUCCUACGAAACUCUGCAUUCCAGCGGUCAGCUGACCGAGACCGCAGUGGACAUUUACGGAUUCGACUCGAACGCCUUCGAGACUCCUGCCGGUCGCUCCCGCGCCAAGCGUCAGAUUUUCGGCCACGACAGUCGCUUCAGUAUUGUUGGCCACGACUUUCUGUUGAACUACCCCUUCUCCGCAGCGGUGAAGCUGUCCACCGGCUGCUCCGGUACUUUAGUGGGUGAUCGACACGUCCUCACGGCGGCGCACUGCGUUCACGACGGCAAGAAUUACGUGAAAGGUGCCCAGAAGUUGAGAGUCGGAUUUCUGAAAGCACAACAAAAAGACUCAUUAGGGAGAAACGACACAAACAGAGCAAAGAUGAAGUUUCAGUGGAUACGAGUAAAACGCACACACGUACCGAAGGGGUGGAUUAAGGGCAACGCCAACGACAUCGGCAUGGAUUACGAUUAUGCUCUACUCGAACUGAAGAAGGCCCACAAACGCAGGCACAUGAAACUGGGCAUCAGCCCCUCAGCCAAGCAGCUCCCCGGAAAACGAGUGCAGUUCUCCGGCUUCGACAACGACCGUCCGGGUCACCUGGUUUACCGCUUCUGUCAGGCCGGAGACGAGACUUACGAUCUGCUUUACCAGCGCUGCGACGCUCAGCCGGGCGCCAGCGGCUCCGGGGUUUACGCCCGCAUGUGGAACCGCAGGCGACGCCGAUGGGAGCGUAAGGUCAUCGGUAUCUUCUCCGGACACCAGUGGGUGGACCUCAGAGGAGCUCCUCAAGAGUUUAACGUGGCGGUGCGCAUCACUCCCCUUAAAUACGCUCAGAUCUGCUACUGGAUCAAAGGAAACUAUGUGGACUGCAGAGAAGGUUGACAACAGUUUUCUACCGGCAGAAAGAUUCGUUGAACUGUCCAACAGAUACACUUCUCAUCCACUAAUCAAACUUUUACAAAUACCCGAUUUUUCUUUUAAAACUUAUUUAGUCAAACAAUAUAUUUUACUAAAAUCACAUAGACAACACCCCAACGCUCUUCCAAACAAGAACCAGCUACGCAAAAUCUUUUCUAUUAUUAUUCUUUUUUUUUAUGAAGGCCGAACUCUACACACGUCAACAUAAUUCUGCAAACUCGCAGCGAGUUUUUGAGAUGCUUUCAUUUCAAUGCACUGAAGUUUCGACUAAAACCUGUCAAUCAAACUUCAAGCUUCAAUGUUACAGACAUCACUCUGCGUGUGUGCGUGUGUCCCUCUAGUGGUCACAUGUGAUUUUACAGCCACAUCACAUCAAGAUUUUUGUGUGGAUAUAUACAUGUACAGCCGUGGACAAAAGUUUUGAGAAUGACACAAAUAUUAAUUUUCACCAAGUCUACUGCUUCAGUGAUUUUUAUAUGUUUUUGUCAGAUGUUACUAUGGUAUACUGAAGUAUAAUUACAAGCAUUUCAUAAGCGUCAAAGGCUUUUAUCGACAAUUACAUUAAGUUUACGCAAAGACUCAAUAUUUGCAGUGCUGACCCUUCUUUCUCAAGACCUCUGCAAUUCGCCCGGGUCAUGCUGUCAAUCAACUUCAUGGCCACAUCCUCACUGAUGAAAGCCCAAUCUUGCAUAAUCAAUGCUUGGAGUUUGCAGGUUUUUGUUUUGCUUGAGGCUUGACCACAAGUUCUCAAUGGGAUUAAGGUCUGGGGAGUUUCCUGGCCAUGGAGCCAAAAUGUUGAUGUUUUGGUCCCCGAGCCACUUAGUUAUUACUUUUGCCUUAUGGCAAGGUGCUCCAUCAUGCUGGACAAGGCAUUGUUCAUCACAAACUGUUCUUGGAUGGUUGGGAGAAGUUGCUCUCCGGGGAUGUUUUUGUACCAUUCUUUGUUCAUGGCUGUGUUCUUCGGCAGAAUUGUGAGUGAGCCCACUCCGUUGGCUGAGAAGCAACCCCACACAUGAAUGGUCUCAGGAUGCUUUACUGUUGGCAUGACACAGGACUGAUUGUAGCGCUCACCUCAUCUUUUUUCCGGAUGCCCCAAACAAUGGGAAAGGGGAUUCCUCAGAGAAAAUGACUUUACCCCAGUCCUCAGCAGUCCAAUCCCUGCACCUUUUGCAGAAUAUCAGUCUGUCCCUGAUGUUUUUGCUAGAGAGAAGUGGCUUCUUUGCUGCCCUUCUUGACACCAGGCCAUCCAUUUAUACACAAAACAAUAAAAGAAAACCAAACACGUCUAUUAUUGGGCUCGUGAUAGUUUUCAGAAGCUCAAUGAGGACUUCACUUUAUUCAGGGUAUGUACAGAAAUCAUGGAGCUAAAUGUAAUACUUUUCAAGACCUUUUUAAGACUCUUUCCAUACAUUUUAAGACCUCAUCGCCGCUUCAAGUUUUAAUCGGAUACAUGUUUCAAACCUGUAUAAAUUUCUUUGCUCUGUUAAACACAAAGAAAGAAUUUGGUAAGAUUGUCAGCAAAUUUUUGGCAUUUAAGGGCCUUCAUUUUCUCUAAAUUUAUUUAUCAACUUUUAAUACUUUUUAAGACCCCGUGGACACCCUGUUAUAAUUGACACUCUGUUGUAAAUUUGUUAUUAGACUGAAGAUGUCAAAGAAAUGUAAGAGACCUGAAAACGCAAUAAAAACUAUUACAUUACGUGCCAUUCAAGAGAACACCACUG
Messenger RNA from Triplophysa rosa, 3026 nucleotides. RefSeq names its product serine protease 23-like. Gene Ontology annotation, molecular function: serine-type endopeptidase activity. The record is from RefSeq and is a predicted model, not a curated record. Lineage: Eukaryota; Metazoa; Chordata; Actinopteri; Cypriniformes; Nemacheilidae. Gene Ontology annotation, biological process: proteolysis. The transcript has 2 exons. The coding region runs from base 106 to 1269 and encodes 387 amino acids.